AUGAAUAGUGAAUUCUGGAACGAGCAGGGCGGCGACGACGAAAUGGCCUUUUUGACGUUCCCAGAUAACCCGUCGUUGUCGCGUCCCACACAGCCGCAGGCGGCUGCGCCCCAGCCCGAGAGGCCGGGCGACACUUUCAACACUAGCGAGGAGGCGAUGUCUGGGGGGACCGUGUCUUCUUUCUCGCCGCAGGUGUUUGAGAACAACUCUGGCGCUCCAAUGGAGCAGCAGCACGCUCUCCCGUCCCAGCCUCCCACGCAGAGCCCGUUCGAAGCGUCUGCGCCGGCACCCACGCCGCCAUCUCAGCAGUACCAUCAACACCGUCCCGUGCCCUCCCACAACAACAGUCCGAACGCCAACACUCCACAGCAGCGCCAGAUGCAGAUGCAGAUGCAGCAGCAGCACAAUUUCAUGUGUUUAUUAGAAGAGUUUAUGAACCGCAACAACACGCCCCUGACUGAGAGAUAUCCGGUCAUUGGGGGCAAGAAAAUGAACUUAUUCCUGAUCUACGCCGUGAUGGUGAAGUUUGGCGGGUUCAACAAUGUGCUCAGGUCCAAGAAGAUUGUGCCUGUGGCCAGCAAGUUUGGCAUUCCGCCAGACAACAACCAGCUGCUGCGCGAGUUUGUCCAGAUGUACCACAAAUGUCUGCUUCCGUUCGAGCUGUAUGCCAACACACCGGAGGGGAUGAAGGAGCUGUCGAUGCGGAAAAAGCAGCUCGAGCAACAGAUGCAGUCCAAGCAGGCCACGCCGACCAGUGCCAGCAACCAGACGCCGCCUGUUUUCAACGCUCCGACGCCCGCCUCGGUUCAGGAGACAAAGUUCACUCCAGGGGACCAGCGUGCGAGCGAGCCGUCGCCGGCCCCUGCAGAGUCACGCCACGCGACGCCGCAGCCGGACGCAAAUUUUGUCCCCGACUUCAUUCGCAAUUACGUGCCGCACCAACGGGUGCUCGACAAGGUAGGGGGCCACGAUUUGAAGGCGUUGUCUGCAUUCGGCGAGCAGGUUGACCAUUUGAAGCCUGUGUUCCUGUUUGUGCCAGAGCUCGGCAAGAUUGACCUGAAUGCGCUCACCUUGUCGCUGUUGUCAAGUAUCGACGCCGAGGUGAACCUUGCGCUGAACGUUCUGCUGAUCGUUACGUCGGACCCGAGCCUCGUCGUGCCGCUCAGCGAGUGUAUGGGCCUGCUUGAGGCGCUUGCUCGCGUUGGCACAGACAUUCUGGACAUGCUCGUUUCAGGCAAUCUGGAUAAACGCGGAGGUACGUCCGAGGACGCGCGUCCGGGGUAUUUCAAGCCAAACAAAAUAGACGAGGUCUUUGAAAAGUACAGCGGCCGGCUGAAGGGAGACAAGGACGUCGAGGUCGUGGUUGACUCGUUCACGUCGAAAGAGGUGGGCGACGAGAGCCAGGACUUGGAGGUCGAGGAGUCCGACGCGGACGUCGUGUUUGAGGAGCCGCCGCGCGUCGACACGCCUGCGUCGGACGUGGACGAGAAGCUGGUGGCGCCAUUUUGUCUGCCGUCGUAUUUGGAGCUCCUGGAAGCUGCACGCGCAGAGGCGGACGACUUUUCCGGCCGCAUCUACGCCAAGGCGUUCCUGGACAGGCGGCUGAUGCUGGUGGAGGAGCUCAACACGGUGUCGAUGAUUUUGCGCAAUUUGUCGUUUGUGAGCAACUCGCAGGGCGUCGCGAACAACAACCUCAUGGCGGCGAACUCGUCGCUGCUCGACUUUAUCUAUGCGUUGAUAGCAUCGCUCGGCACGUCCGAGGGUUUUGUGUUUGCACGGAAAAAGGUGCAUUUGAUGAAAGACACGCUGAUGACCUUGGCCAACCUCUCGCACGCGAUCGAGCUGCGCUCGACGAAGGAAGCUUUUCUAGUUCUUGCUCUGUGUCUUGCGUUCGGCGUUCCGCUGGACCCAGAGGACGAGAAAGCCGGGUUCUACGUGCCGAGGUUCGACGCCGGCAAGGGCAAGUACCAGCUGCACGCGAUCGACGUGCUGGCCAAGGUGCUGUGCGGGUCGCUGAACAACAAGAAAAUGAUGUCGUCUGUGCUGGCGCGCGAGAACCUGGACCCGGAGAUGAACUCGCUGAUGCAGACGUACGACCAGGGCAAGAACGGCGAGCUGGUGGUGCGCACGAUGGGAUUUUUCGUUUCUGCGCUGCCGCUGCACGUGAUCUACGAGGGCAUCGAGCGGUUCAACGACAAGCUGCCCUCGUGUCUGGAGCUGCUGCUGGGCAGCGUGCUUGUGGCGGAGGUGAUUGAAGACGCGCAGUUCUCGCACAACGUGGCGCUGCGGCUGCUGAGCUCGCCCGAGCUCGUGGGGACCAACCUGUUCAAGCUGGCGUUCAUCUUUGCGGCGAUCUACGCCAAGACCAACCACGAGAACAAGCUGAUGUACAUCCACAUCUCGGGCAAGAGCAUGGAGCUGGUGAACGUGCUGCUGCGCACGGCGAUAGCGCACGCGGUCUCGGCGGGGGCCAGGGACGAGCUGCAGACGCUGUUCUCGGUGUCGAAGCUGUUUCCGGCGGACGAGUCCAUUCUGGGCGCGCUCAUGACGCCGUCGUUGCCGCCGGAUAUUUCUGUGCAGGCGGUGGAGUCGGCCAAGCUGCUGGUGAGACUACAGGAUUCUCUGAAUAAUUAA
Ogataea haglerorum is the source of this 2634-nucleotide messenger RNA. RefSeq lists its product as uncharacterized. The transcript has a single exon. Gene Ontology annotation, cellular component: SWI/SNF complex; nucleus. Gene Ontology annotation, molecular function: transcription cis-regulatory region binding. Lineage: Eukaryota; Fungi; Ascomycota; Pichiomycetes; Pichiales; Pichiaceae. The record is from RefSeq and is a predicted model, not a curated record. Gene Ontology annotation, biological process: regulation of transcription by RNA polymerase II. The coding region runs from base 1 to 2634 and encodes 877 amino acids.